Hypanus sabinus (Atlantic stingray) is the source of this 3349-nucleotide messenger RNA. Its product is annotated as plasminogen activator inhibitor 1-like. The transcript is spliced from 9 exons. Gene Ontology annotation, molecular function: serine-type endopeptidase inhibitor activity. The record is from RefSeq and is a predicted model, not a curated record. Gene Ontology annotation, biological process: negative regulation of plasminogen activation; negative regulation of endopeptidase activity; negative regulation of vascular wound healing. NCBI's taxonomy places the organism in Eukaryota, Metazoa, Chordata, Chondrichthyes, Myliobatiformes, Dasyatidae. Bases 145 to 1347 code for a protein of 400 amino acids.
CAGCUUCCGUCCACGGAUCAUCAUAAAAAGGGGCCAGGGCGAGCGAGAGCAAGACAGAGAAGGGUUGUAAACCAGCGGUGAAGGUUGAUCUGCUGCAGACACUUCUGUGACCUCCGCGCACUGCCUGCCAAUACUUCCCUGGCCAUGAUGAGUGAAUCCUUCCUGUGCCUAGUCACCCUGCUGGCUGCCAUGAUGACUCCAGCCCUGACCGUGACCAGCCCCCAACUGGCCGAGCUCGGGAGCAACUUUGGGAUCCGUGUCUUCCAGGAAAUUGUCAGGUCCGCCGGCGACCAGAACGUAGUCCUCUCGCCCCACGGCGUGGCAGCGCUGAUGGGGAUGGCUCAGCUGGGGGCGGCAGGGAACACACUCCACCAGCUCGAGAACACCAUGCAGUACCGGCUGAAUGAUAAUGGUGUGCUUCUGGCCCUGAGGCAGCUCCGUAAAGACCUCAUUGCCAAGAGCAACCAGGAUGCGGCCUAUGUCGCCAGCUCUGUGUUCGUCCAGAGGGACAUGCAGCUGCCAGUGGCCUACAUGAGCAAGUACAGGAAGGCAUUCAACAGCUGGCCAAAGCAGCUGUUCUUCCAGAACAACGCAAAGGCCACCUACAUCAUCAACAAAUGGGUAGAUGUGAAAACCCGAGGAAUGAUACACGACUUUCUCCAGCCAGGCUUGCUGGAUCCCAUUCUGACCCGCAUGGUCCUGCUCAACGCCAUUUACUUCAAGGGCCUGUGGAAGAUGCCAUUCCCCUCAGAGGGCACACAGCAGCGCGAGUUCUACAAGGCGGAUGGGACGAGGAUUAUGGUGCCCAUGAUGGCACAGAUCGCCAAAGUGAAUGCUGGCGAGUUUGUGACUCCCAGUGGCAUGGACUACGAUGUCAUCGAGCUGCCCUAUCACGGCGAGACGUUCAGCAUGUACAUUGCCGCCCCGUACCAGAAGAGAGACCCGCUGUCCACCCUCACUAACAUCAUCGACAUCCAGCUGGUCAACGAGUGGAAGACGAAUAUGCGCCUUGUCAAACGCCAGGUCGCCCUGCCCAAAUUUUCCCUGGAGACAGAGACAAAUCUGGAAAAGCCACUGGAAAACAUGGGAAUAAAGGAUAUGUUUAAUGGAGCAGAGGCAAACUUCAGUAACAUGAGCAAAAACAAGAAGCUCUUUGUGGCACACGCUCUACAGAAGGUGAAGAUCGAAGCGAACGAGAGUGGAACCAAGGCAUCUGCAGCCACUGCUGCCAUUAUUUAUGAGCGAAUGGCCCCACCUGAAGUCGCGUUCGACAGACCCUUCCUGUUCCUGAUCCGACACAACCCCACAGGCACCAUUUUAUUUAUGGGGCAAGUUAUGGAACCCUAGAACUACCACCGUGUAAAGACAAUACUCACACCGAAUCUGGAAAGCUGUAGAGAAGAUUGCAAUUAAACUGGCAAACAAAAUGGGAAAGCUUUGACUCCACGGUGAUCAACCUGCCAGCUGCCACCAUCAUUCUGGAUGUUAUCAUUGCUGAGAAAGGCCGGAUGCGUUUUGCGUGGCCCUCAUGCCUUCCAUCGCAGCACAGCAAGCCGCCGUCCAAGCGCCACCUCUCAAAGUAUUAGCUGUUUCCUCUCGAAAGGCGCCCCGACACCUUUUGCUAUUGUGAAGCCCACUUGCCAGUGAGCCAUUGACUCUCUCCCUCACCAUCGCUAGAAGUAUACUAGAACAUUCCAGAUUUGAUGGCACUUUGUGUGUGCAUGUGCGUGUGUGUGUUUAUGUGUGUGUGUUUAUGUGUGUGUGUGUGUGCGUGCGUGCGUGCGUGCGUGCGUGUGUGUGUGCGUGCGUGCAUGCGUUCGUGCAUAUAAGGGAGGAGGCAGGCUGUAGUCUCAGAUAAUCUCCAGGGUCUAGUUGUCCUACUUGCCUUUUGUGAAUGGGUAACAAAUCCCAUCUUCUCCCUUGUUUAUUUGUACGUAUCUAUACUGAACCUUGCACUGUUGCCUUCCAAAAAUGUGUUUGAACAUAUGAAAAUUAUAGUUUAGUUUAAUAUAAUAUAUUUUUUUGCAAUUUUUAUGUAAUUUAUUUCUCUGAUCUUGGAAGCUUUAUAAUUAGUAAAAUAGAAACUAUAUCAAUUCGUGGUUUGUGAUCAGUGAUUUUAUGUGGCGUAACUUUCUGAAUAGGUGCACGAAGGUAACAUUGCAACACCCAGCUCACAGUGAGCCCAUUCUGGGAACAUAGACAUGUGGGCCAUUCAGCCCCUUGAGCCUAUUCUGACAUUUAUGUAGAUCACCGAUUACAAACAUGAGAGAGUCUGCAGAUGUUGGAAACCCAAAGCAAUACGCAAGAUGCUGAAGGAAUUCAGGCAGGUCAGGCAGCUUCUAUGGAUGGAAGAGAACAGAUAUCAAAGGGAAGAGUCUCGACCCUGCAUGUUGAUUGCCCCCUUCCCUCCAUAGAUGCUGCCUAACCUGCUGAGUUCUUCUGGUGCUCUGUGUAUUGAUCCAGAAUCUGACCUGCUGAGUUCUUCCAGUGCUUUGUGUAUUGAUCCAGAAUCUGACCUGCUGAGUUCUUCCAGUGCUUUGUGUAUUGAUCCAGAAUCUGACCUGCUGAGUUCUUCCAGUGCUUUGUGUAUUGGCCAAGAAUCUUGUUACACCCUUGUUCAGCAUCCACAUUUCCAUCUAAAGAAAAUGAAUUCUGUCCACCCGCUCCCUCCACUUAUCCUAAAAACCUCAGUUUGAUUAACACCCCUGAACUCUUCAUCCUUUGCCAAGAACAACCAUUGUCAUGAAACCAUAAUCGCCUACGACACAGGACACAGCGUAUAAUGAUGAUACUGACUCUUCAUUCCAUCAGGAUAUUGGGACACACCAAUUCCACACGUUAAACCAACAGGAUCAAGGCAGAUAAAGCCGCAAGGGGGAGUAUUUUAAAAUCUAGAUUACUAUUCCAGAAGGAAAAUUCUAUGAGAGCUUAUUAAAGCCCGCAUCAGUGAUAAAGAAACAACAAACCUUGCACCCCUUAUCUUCCAGGAUCAUGUCUCAUGAAGUCUGAUGUAGAAAGAUCCACACCUUAAUCCUGCACUUUGCUCUAACAUCCCAGAAAGUGCUGCCGGUUGGAUGUCACGGUACUGCUUAUCUGUUAGGGUGAUAGAGUAGGUUUACUUUGAAAAGAAAUAACCCAACAGCAACUAGAAGGAACAUGAGAGCCAAGCUGCUCAGUGUAUAUGCAUGGGUUUCAUUUCAUUGUGUUAUCUGUGUUUGAGAGUAUUUUAUAUCAGUUAAUAUGAAUGUACUUUUCAAAUUAUUAUGAAAAUGGAAAAUAAUGGAUGGAGGGUAUUUGUAUAUUCUGUCUCUUUUGUAUUAAGAAUUCAAAUAAAUAUCUCUUUUACUGA